Prorocentrum cordatum is the source of this 1107-nucleotide messenger RNA. The record is from the annotation of a GenBank genome assembly. Lineage: Eukaryota; Dinophyceae; Prorocentrales; Prorocentraceae.
AUGCUCCACCACGCCGUCGCGGGUGGCUCCGCAGAUGUCGCCAGGGCCAUGCUGGAGGCCGGGUUGGCGGUCGACGAGCCGAACGAGGACGGCGUUACGCCUCUCCUGCUCGCCGCCCACUACGGCGCCGAGGCGGUCGCCAAGGUCCUGUGCGAGGCGGGCGCGGACGUCAACCACUGCGCCGAGGGCUGGGGUACGCCGCUGGACGGGGCGCAGGGUGCCAUGGUUGGCAUGCUGGAGGCAAUGGGCGCCAAGAGGUCGGAGCAGGGGGCUGACCAGCCCAUGGCCGUUGCGGCGGAGAGGUUCAGCUACGGGUGCUUCGACACGGGCGAGAACCCCAACGUCAGGCCGGACCUGGCACCGCCCAGGGACCCGGGCCCGCAGCAGGCGGUGCUGUCCAGCGGGAGGCCCAAGGUCGGCGACUCCGUGCGGCUCAGGGCGCCCAAGGCGGGGCUGCUCCAGGAGGGCGACGUGGGGACGGUGGCCGAGGACGACGGUUCCGACUGCAUCCCGCUGAAGGUGAAGCUGGGAGAUGCGCACGACUAUUACGACGUGCAGGAUGUGGUCGUCUGCGAGCCCAAGGUUGACCUCGGGCCGGACUCGGACCGAGCAACGCCAGAGGGCACUGCAAGACGCGCCACUUCAAGGAAGCUCCAUUCCGCCAGGCCGCUCGGCUCAACUGGCCUCACCGUGUCGCCAGCAGGGUUCGGCUGCCACCGAAUCGAUGGGGAGACCACCCAGGCAGAUGCGCUGAAGCUCGCCAUACACUUGGGUUGCAAUCUGGUCGACCUUGCACCGAACUACACCGACGGGAAGGCGGAGGAGGUUGCGGGCAAGGUGCUUAAAGAGCUUUUCGAUGCCGGCAAGGUACGGCGGGACGAGAUUAUCAUUGCCACCAAGGUCGGCAACGUGCUCGGCCAGCAGAUGCAGCAUGCAGCAGGCGUGCCGAACAUGGCGGUCGUCAACGAUAAUCUGUGGCACUGCAUCUCCCCAGAGUGGAUCGAGCAGGAGCUCACGAGGAGCUUGGAGCGACUCCAGCUACAGUGUGUGGACUGCCUGCUGCUGCACUGCCCAGAGUACGAGGCCAAGGCGAGCGGCACCGACAUG